This is a messenger RNA of Verticillium alfalfae VaMs.102, 1362 nucleotides long. RefSeq lists its product as hypothetical. Bases 1 to 1362 code for a protein of 453 amino acids. The transcript has 2 exons. The record is from RefSeq and is a predicted model, not a curated record. Lineage: Eukaryota; Fungi; Ascomycota; Sordariomycetes; Glomerellales; Plectosphaerellaceae.
AUGGCGAACCAGGACAACUCACGAAACUACCUCUCAGACCCUUGGGCCGACGAUGACGACGACCAGAGGCGCACUCGUCGUCGCAUUCCCCCCAUGAGGAUGCACCCUCUAGGCGGACCCCAGAGCGGCAGAGGGUCGUCGAGGCUGGCCAUCUCAGCCCCCGAGGAUGAGGACGACGAUCUCGACUCGGUGAGAGCCAUGUGGAAUCGCCGCCCUCAGCAGACAUUUUCGCCCUCGGCCCCGUCCCAUCCCUCCAUGAAUUCGCCCGGCCAUUUGUCUCCAGUUCUACGACCGCCCGAAUACGCCGACGACAGCCGUCGCCCCAAGCGACGCAAGUUAGACUCGGACAGAAUCGCUCCAAGCUUCAAAGGAUUCCGAUACGGCCGGUAUGGACAAGUCGAACCGGGCGAAUUGACCAUGGAAAUCGUCAGCUGCGACGGCGGGCUCUUCGCCAAUGAGUCCUCCUACGCAUACGAAAACAUCCUCAAGAAUGACCCGACCGUGUAUUGCACCAAGUCUAGCAAGUGCAACAUUGUUCUGAGGCAUCAGGGGGCAACCGUCUUCAGUCUCAAGGAGCUGGUCAUCAAGGCGCCCGGGUCAUGCAACUACUCGUCGCCUGUGCGCGAGGGAAUGAUCUUUGUCUCCAUGAACCAGGACGAUCUGCUCGCCCGAACGACUCAGUAUCAGAUACAGUAUGCGCCCUCCCGAUCUGGGCGUACCCGGGACCCGCGCGCUCUGGCGCCCAUCAUAUCGAUACGUCACAAUGAUGAUGGUACGACCGUCACGCGGACGCGGCUGCGCACGAGGCCUCUCCAUAACUAUUCUGAUGACGAAGAGGACAACCAAAGCACGGCGCAGAUGCCGCCCGACUUUGCCACUGACCCGCCGCCGUUCAACAUAACUACGGAAUGCGACGAGGAAGAAAGCGAUGAACCCAUGACGAAUAUGUUCUAUCGACGGCCCCCCAACCGGAUCGGUUCUCUGCCUUUUGAGAGCGACAGUAGCGACGAGGGCAACCCCUUUGCGCAAGACGAGUACGGCCUCGUGGAUGCGUGGUCGCCUGCGGCCCGACGGCGCGACACGCAGAACAUGACACUAGCCGAAGCUGCCAACGCACACCACCAGGUAGCGCACGAGGCCAGCGCCGGGUCCAGUGACUUGAUGGUGCCUCAUGCCAAGUUUUUCAUCGAGAAGGAUAAGAGCAAGUGUACAAUACGCUUCGAUCCGCCCGUGUCGGGGCGGUUCAUUCUAUUAAAGAUGUGGAGUCCACAUCGUGAAUCGUCGAGCAACAUCGACAUUCAGGCUGUGAUAGCCAAGGGGUUCGCGGGGCCGAGAUACUUUCCGUCGGUAGAGCUGCGGUAG